CGUCCACGCGCCGCGGCAGUCGACCGGCUCACGUUGUCCACCGCACACACGCGUUUACUUAACUACCCUCAGCACACAUACACACACAACGUGCGUCAAACAAGUGUUCUGUACGCAUAGUCACUUCCUUGAAGACAAAUCGGCCCGUACCCAGACACGUGACUGUCUUUAACCGCAUCCGAUUUGCACGCAUUACUACGUUAUCGCCAAUUUAAUUAAUUCAGUACCGACGUUCCGGAACGCAGUCAAACUGGCGGCGAAUCAACCCCAUCAUCACCAACGGGCCGCUUACUCGGACGGCCGGCCAAACGAUUAUUUGGGCUACUGUGAUCCGGCCGCGGUCAAUCUUUGGCGAAUGGUCGUGCCUCGCGGCGGACCGUCAAUGGGCGCUGAGCCCGUGCCAAGCGCUCCACCACCCCCGCCACUUACAGAACCUCAUUGGGGCUAUGGACCUUGGAGUUCUGUACCAGCACCGCCUCUUAGGAAUCCACACGGUACAAAGAGACAUUACAACGAAAGCGACGACUGCGACGAUGCUUUUUCUGAAGAGUCCAGUAAAGACCAUUGCUCGUCGCCCGGUGACGACACUCCUCACACUUUGACCCGAAAAAAACGUCGUGGUAUCAUCGAGAAGAGACGACGCGACAGAAUCAACACUAGUCUGUCGGAACUCCGAAGACUUGUGCCGACCGCCUACGAAAAACAAGGCUCGGCUAAAUUAGAAAAGGCUGAAAUAUUGCAACUCACUGUUGACCAUUUGAAAAUGAUACACUCGAAAGGUCUGGAUACUUUGGCUUAUGAUCCAUCUAAAUAUGCCAUGGACUACCACAACAUUGGAUUUAGAGAGUGCGCCGCCGAAGUGGCUCGAUAUUUGGAAACCGUAGAAGGUCUCAACGGCCGCGAUCCAUUACGUGAGCGGCUCUUGUCGCAUUUACAGUACUUUGCCGCUCAACGAGAAUACGCCGCUAAGUCUCCUGCCGCCGUUGCGGGGCCACCACCGCCUUCUUGGUACGGUCACGGACAUCCGCCACCUUUGCCGCCUCCAACGACGUCAGCGGGUCCUUUGCAUCAUCACCACCAUCAUCAAUAUCCGUCUACCACUUCGCCGCACCAGCCAGUAGCACCUGUGCCCCCACCAACCAACCACAACAAUAAUAAUAACAACAACAACAACAAUUACGAACAAGGAGGCGCUGGAGCGGUUGACAAACCAUCUGGAGACUCGCUCAUCGCUCUAUCGUCCGUCUCGGAUUAUCAUCACCAACAGCACGACUACCAUCACCAACAACACGACGCCAACCAAUUGCAUAACUUGCAACCGGUCUCAACGCCCAUGCACCAGCAGCCACCACCACCACCUCCACCGACCUAUCUUCAUCACGACCUGCAAUCGCAUCAACAGUACCAGUCGGCAGAUUCUUCAGUAUCUUCACAAAUGAAACCUUACAGACCUUGGGGUGCCGAAGUAGCCUAUUAGUCGAUAUUAUCUGUUCCUAUCUAACCUUGUGAGACGCCCAUUUUGUAUUCGCGCGCAAAAGAUACAGCGUGUCUUAAAACUGUGAUCAAUUUUUUUUCAAAGUUUAUUAAUCGUGUAAAGACUAAUGUGUGUUAUUUUUUAUAUAUAUAUAAUUAGAAUUAAGAAUUAUUACACGUGCGCAAUAACGUAUAAGAAAUUUAUAAACAUACAAUUGUAAGUAAAUUGGUUGAACGUAACUUUAUUCUAGUCAUGAGUACCGACCAAAAAUGUGUAACUGAGGUUUAAAAAGAUCUCAAAAGGUUAUAUAAUACUAUUAGUUAAAAAGAUAUUAAAUUAUAAAUGUCAAAAUAAUUAAAAAUAUUUCACUAUUUCUAUUUGUAUAAAAAAAUGUGUUCAAAUAAAUUUAUAUAUUUUUUCAAUUUUUAUAAAUCAAUAUUGUUAUUUUAUAAUUGUUUUGCAUUACAAAUAAAUAUUUUUAUUCAAUUAAA
Daktulosphaira vitifoliae (grape phylloxera) is the source of this 1965-nucleotide messenger RNA. RefSeq names its product hairy/enhancer-of-split related with YRPW motif protein (gene Hey). Gene Ontology annotation, molecular function: protein dimerization activity; DNA-binding transcription factor activity, RNA polymerase II-specific; RNA polymerase II cis-regulatory region sequence-specific DNA binding. Lineage: Eukaryota; Metazoa; Arthropoda; Insecta; Hemiptera; Phylloxeridae. The record is from RefSeq and is a predicted model, not a curated record. Bases 356 to 1477 code for a protein of 373 amino acids. The transcript is spliced from 3 exons. Gene Ontology annotation, cellular component: nucleus. Gene Ontology annotation, biological process: anterior/posterior pattern specification; regulation of neurogenesis; regulation of transcription by RNA polymerase II.